Messenger RNA from Ruditapes philippinarum (Manila clam), 4991 nucleotides. RefSeq lists its product as uncharacterized. Bases 10 to 4452 code for a protein of 1480 amino acids. The record is from RefSeq and is a predicted model, not a curated record. Lineage: Eukaryota; Metazoa; Mollusca; Bivalvia; Venerida; Veneridae. The transcript has 8 exons. Gene Ontology annotation, molecular function: calcium ion binding.
AAUGUUGUAAUGUAUACCCUUUCAUUCAUUUUAUCUUUUAGAGUGUUUCAAAGAGGAGACUUUUGGAUCGGGGCAGACGUUUUGAAAAAUGACACCAAAUUACUUGUAAAUGCAAGUGCUGAUAUUUUCAUCGGGAUGCCAAAGAUAGAAAUUAUGCUUACAUCCAUUUUUCUGGACGAAUGGAACACUUAUAUACGUAUGACCUUAUCAGCAUCGCCUACAAUUAAAUUUAAAGUUUUUGGCAAAGAAUAUUCCAUUACCUUCAAAAGUCUUCUUACAUCCGAAAUGAAUUUGUAUUUAUCAGUUGGAGGUCCUCAGCGAGUAUGGUGUGGGGAAAAAGCCAACCCUCCAGGAGUUUUCUUUUCCUUCCUUCUCGAAAUCAAUCCUUUUAAGGAUGUUCCAUUUUUAUCGGAAUGGGGUGUAGCUAAUAUUCACGAAGCCUAUGGAUUCGUUACAUACGAGCCCCCACAAGCGGUUGUUGACAUCAAUAUUAAAGAAGAUAUUCUAAACUUUAGGGAUAUACUAGAUCGACUUAAAGGUCGCUUCAAAAUAGAACUUAAAAAAUUAGGCAUAAUAUUUAGGAACACCACAUUGGUGAUUGCUCAUGAUAUUGAAGUAAACUUUGAAUCUAUGAAGAGACUUGUAAAUGACUUAUUAGAUGACAUUCUAUCAGGCGACUGGAAAGCAAAGAAACGUCUUGUUGAACAGCUAUGGCAAGAAUACCAAAAGGUGGAACAUAGGAUUAAAUUAUUCUUUGACGAUACAGAAUUUAUCGCUCAAAAUGCUUUCAAAAAUUUUACAAAUAUCAUAAAAGAUGAAAUAGAUUUUGUAAAAACUAAUCUUAAGAAUGCCAUGGAAAAAGUGACAAAUUCUUUGGUCAUAAAGAACACGAGAGAAUCCGGAUAUACAGGUUUCGGGUUGAAGUACACGACUAAAGUUCAAUUUCUUGGUCUUAAAUUAGGCGAAUUCGAUUUAGAAUUUGUUGAUUCUGUCGAGCAUCUUUUUAAAUGUAGUCGUUUUGACACUAUCAGUAAACAUUUUGAAGGCAAAAAAGCUGUAAGAUUUAUAGGAAGGGCAUCACGUAUAUUUGUUUUUUAUGUAUUCAUAAAAAUUCAUCUUGGUGCCGGCAUAGGUGGCGCUUUGUCAGCAGAUAAAGAUAAAUUUGCUCUACAACUUGAGACAUAUGCUCAGUUUUUAGGAAUGAAAGCAACAACUGACCUAUUUAUCACCAAUAAAGGAUUAUAUCUCUAUAUGGAAGGUAAUGUUUGGGACAUUUUCUUGGCACAGUUAGAUAUUUCUGCAGAAAUGAAAUCAGAGUGGCAUCACAUUGUAUACAAAGUAAGUGGUCGUUUUCUAGCAAAAAGCAGAAAAAGGCGUCAAAUUCAGACCAGAAGCGAAUCAUUUCAAGACAGCUAUUUAGAUGCCUUGAAAAAAGUAGUUAACAAGAUUGCAGAUAUGGCGACAAAACGCUUAAGCCAAGCACAAGAAGGCCUCAAAGCUGCACAUGGAGGACUUUCAAAAGCUCAAGACUGGCUUGAAGAGAAGAAAUCAGUUGUAAAAGGUGCAAAUGAAAAGUUUGAUAGAGCUGUUGCCGCACUAGAAAGAGCAAAGGACAAGCUAGAUGAUGCCAAGAAACCAUUUGAAGAAGCAUUAAGGAAACUCAGUGCUGCUCAGAGGAAGGUCGAUAAUCUAUGUAAAAUUCGAUCUUGUAAAAAGUUGUGUAUACCAGGAGUAAAAUGUAGAAUUUGCCGAAAAAAGGUUGGAUGGGUUAAGAUUCCAUAUCCGUGCUGUAGAUUUACAAGCUGUAUGAUUAAAGUUCCAGAUCCAAUAUGUGUUGCUGCAAACUUGGCGUGCAGAGUUAUACGAGGAGCUGCUUAUUUAGCUUUGGAGGCAGCCAAGAUAUUUGUAAGAGUUCCUAUGCUUGCAUUUGAUGUAGCAAAAGCAGCGGUAUCAGUAGCCCAGUUUGUUGUUGAUAAGUCACGUGUCGUGUUGGAUGUUGCUGUUGGUUUGCUCGAUGUUGCCAAAUUAGGAUUAGAAUUUUCAAAAGGUGUUCUUGAAGCAGCAAAGGCAGUUCUUGAGGGAGUUAAAAUCGCUAUCGGUGUUGCUGCUAAAAUUCUCGAGUUUGUAAUAGAUUUUGGACUGAAAAAUUUGCUUGACGUCAGAAAUUGUGGUUUUAAUGUGGAAUUGUCGACCCAUGACCUACCGGUAUUUGAUAUUUUUUGCGACGUAAAUGCUUUCCGAUUAGGUUGGAAAACUAUCACAAUAAGAAUAAACUUUAAAAAUCUAGUGCAAAGUUUAUGGAAUGCGGCAAGAGCAACAAUUGACAUGCUUAGUAAAUUGAUUGGUGGUUUCGGAAGAAGACGUAGAGAGCUAGAAUUUAAAGCGUCUGCUAAAAUGCACGCAUAUAUUAGAAAAAUCAGAGAAGCUAAUUUUGACAACGGUACCUAUCGGUUUUCAAGUGUAAGCAAAGAAUUCAUAGAUAUUGUUGAUGAAAUUCUUGGAUUUAAUAAUCAUAGUAAUACUGAUUAUGAAAGUAGGUCAAUAAUUUUCAAAGAAAAAUGUAAAACGACCGCUCAUGUAAUGAAAUUUAUGAACGAUGCGUUAGGAUCAUUGAAUGAAGUUGUGUAUGAAUCCAGAAAGUACAUGGAUGAAUUAGCCAUUCUUAACGAUCAGCUUCAACAGUUUACAAUCGAAGGCCUUGCGGAAAAUAUGACAUUAGAUAAUGCAGGAAUAAGUAAAGAAUAUGCAGAACGAGAUUAUAACAUGACAGAAGAUGACCUGAAUAGAGCAUUAAAUGAAUCAAAAGCUGCCCUUGCUGAUGACCCGCUUCUCAGGGAAAUAAAUUCAUCAGCUUCAAUGGCAAUGGAUUCAAUGAAUGCAGAAAAAAAGUCAACAGAGUCAAUAAAUUUUCUAGAAAUUUGGUUGGAUGAAAUGUCAAACAUUUCAAGCGAGUAUUUCAAUGCUUCACAAUGUAAUGGAUUCAAAGACUGCGUCCUAUAUGCUGUUUCCGAAUUAUAUACUUCAUUUGAAGAUGAGGAUAUUCCAAAUGUAGACAACAUCCGAAAAGCUAUUCUUGAUUUAGAAUUCAUUCUAAUAGAAUUAUUCCAAAACCAGUCGUCAUUGAUUGAAGAAUCGGCAGCCGCAAUGGAUAGUAUCAUGUCAAACAUAACAUUUAUCAACGAAGCUAACCCAUUCUGCUCAGAAGCACCUAUAUUUCUAACGGAGUUGAAAAAUCAAACAGUACUUAAUGGUACAGAUGUGUUAUUUACAUGCAAUGUUACCGGAUCCCCGUUUCCAAAUAUAAAAUGGUUUAUGGAAGACAACCUAUUACCAAACGAAACAGAGAUGCAAUUGGUGAUUAACAAUGUGACAGUGAAUGACAGCGGCGUUUAUAGGUGUGAGGUUGGAAACGUUGUUGCUAAUCUAACAUCAGCAAACGCCUAUCUUCAAGUCUUUACAUACGAUGACGAUGAAUGCCAAACGGAGAAUGGUGGAUGUGAACAUACUUGUGAAAACUUUGUUGGGUCUUACAUAUGUAAAUGUUUCCAUGGUUACAGACUAAACGAAGAUCGCCAGCAUUGUGAUGAUAUAGACGAAUGCUUGAGUGGUAUGUCAACUUGCGAGCAGACAUGCUCAAAUAAUCAAGGAUCAUUUACAUGCGGAUGUGAAGAUGGUUUUGAGCUGAACAAUGACGGUCAUUCCUGUCAAAGAGAAAAGAGGUUGAUCUUGCACAGUAGUGAUGACAUUGCCAGUGAAUUUCAAUUAAUACGCCAGGAAAUGGAGGAACUGAAAUCAAACUAUUCACGAGAAAUACAGGCGCUAAAAGCAAACCACUCGCAAGAAAUACAGGCGAUAAAAGCAAACCACUCGCAAGAAAUACAGGCGAUAAGAGCAAUGAGUAACGAUCAAGGCUCGACGUAUGUAAGAUGGGGAAAAACAACGUGUGGUGGAAACGGAACAGAAAAAGUGUAUUCUGGAUUUACGGCAGGUACUCCGAAUGAUUUGAAUGGUGCUGGAAGUAAUCUCUGUCUCCCCCAACAUCCUACUUGGGCAAAAUUUAAAGAUGGUAUACAAGACAUUGGUGGUAAAAUUUCUGGUACAGAGUAUCAAAUUUAUCAGUCUUUUCAACCAUUUCCAAAACUGAUGGAUGAUGAAGAUGUCCCAUGUGUUGUAUGUAGAAGUCCAAGACCUACUACUUUAAUAAUACCCGGGAGAAAGGAUUGCUAUUCAGGGUGGACAAUAGAGUAUGUCGGUUAUCUUAUGUCCGGAAACAGUGCACAUACCGGAAAUGCAGAUUAUGCCUGUGUCGACAUUGACCCAGAAGCUGUUUAUCACGGAGAAGCAGAUCUGAACGGCAAACUAUUCUAUUUUAAUGAAGUUAAGUGUGGAUCCCUACCGUGCCAGGAGUAUCCAGAUGGACGAGAGCUUGCAUGUGUUGUAUGUUCUAAAUAACUUUAAGUUAGAGAAAUAAAUGUACUCAAACAUACUUGUUUAUAAAAUUUAAAAUGCUUUAAGUGCAAUAUGGCCUAUGUCUCUAACACGAACAUACUGUUCAUUCUUUAGACUGGCAAACUCGAGUUUUAUGACAAUGAAAUAAUGGUUUAAUAACCUGUUAUGUGUUAAGUGGUGCUGAAGAUAUAUGCCAUAAAAGUAGCAAAAUAAAAAUAUUAAGUAGUAUUUUGACUUUACACUGAAUACUCAAUCACUUUGACCAUUAGCAUUGCCAAAAAAAUGUUCUUAAUAACUUUAAGUUAGAGAAAUAAAUGUACUCAAACAUACAUAUUAAUAAAAUUUAAAAUGCUUUAAGUGCAAUAUGGCCUAUGUCUCUAACACGAAUAUACUUUUCUUUCUUUAGACUGGCAAACACGAGUUUUAUGACAAUGAAAUAAUAAUAGAAAUAAUGAAAUAAUCUGUUAUGUGUGAAACAUCUGAAGAAAGUGGUGCUAAAGAUAUAUGCCGUAAAAGUAGCAAAAUAAAAAUAUUAAGUAGUA